Molecule: messenger RNA, 630 nt
Organism: Anthostomella pinea
Lineage: Eukaryota; Fungi; Ascomycota; Sordariomycetes; Xylariales; Xylariaceae
Source: the annotation of a GenBank genome assembly
AUGCUAUCGAGAGUAGUACGCCGCAGGGCGCUGCUAUCAUUGCGCAAUACCACUGCGUCCAGAACUCAACUCCAAAGACGGACGUUAGUAGCAGCACCAAAACCGGGCGACGGACCACUCAUGGAGAGACGAGCAGACCGGGAGCUUCCAAACGUUAAGGAGUUCAGCUGGUCGCGGACCCUACCGAUCUUCCUAACGCUCAUCGCGCUCUCGAGCGUAGCCAUCUUCAACUACCAAAAGUCGUCGUCGCCGGUGGUAGCCUCCACCCUCUACGCGCUGCGGACGAACCGGCGCGCGCGCGAGUACCUGGGCGACGAGAUCUACUUCAAGCACCAGAUCCCCUGGAUCUCGGGCGAGCUGAACCAGAUGCGGGGGCGCAUCGACGUGCGGUUCGCCGUCAAGGGCACGCGCGCCGCGGGCGUCAUGCGCUUCGCCAGCUUCCGGCCCUCGGCCCGCGCCAUGUUCGAGACCACCGAGUGGAGCCUCGAGACCGCCGACGGCGAGACCAUCGACCUGCUGGACGGGGACGACCCCUUCAGGGGCAUGGUUGGCAUCGCCAUGGACGAGGAGGAGCGCGAAGAGGCGGUCAAGAAUAGGGGGUUUAGACAGCAGCUUAAGGGCACGGACUAG